This is a messenger RNA of Botrytis deweyae, 2487 nucleotides long. RefSeq lists its product as uncharacterized. NCBI's taxonomy places the organism in Eukaryota, Fungi, Ascomycota, Leotiomycetes, Helotiales, Sclerotiniaceae. The coding region runs from base 319 to 2487 and encodes 722 amino acids. The transcript is spliced from 4 exons. The record is from RefSeq and is a predicted model, not a curated record.
AUCGCGAUUGCGCCGGCUCGGCAUAAGAGCCCAUCGGCAUGACUUCAAUCCUCGACCCCACCGCUGUUGCCUAACGGGCGGUUAACAUAGACCUUAAAGCCCACAUCUUCUCCGCAUCUUCCUCUAGAAGAGUCUAGCAUAUCUUGAGAGGACCAUUACUUCUAGUUUUAUCCCCUGUCGUGUCCUGAUAGCUUGGACCUGUUGCAUGUUGUAAUCCUCUCAAAUCAACCAUCACCAUCACCAUCACCUCACUCUCAACGAGAUCAUUGCCAGGUAUCUGACCUCGUCGUUCAGCUCUAUCACGUGACCUUUGCCACAAUGCUUUGUGAUGUUUGUCUCAAAGCAUUUCCUUCAGCCGAGCCUCUCACAUGGACGGCGCCUGAAGAUGCUCCAUUCGACAUGGUCUCUGGCCGCAGGAUUUAUGAAGAAGCACAAUGGGUUCCUCAUCAUCCAACAUUUUUAAGCCUCAAGGCAUCCACAGACUCGGGCUGCUUGAUAUGCAGCGCGUUCUGGAUACUUCAGAGGGCCUCCGACAUUGCCGCGCAGUUAGCUGCUGAGGCAUCCAGUUUCAACAUCAUCAGGCCAGGGACUCGGUUGUUCAUCCACACUUGGAUAGAAGGCGAUAGUGAGCCAACUGUUUGCCAUGAAUAUAAAGUCCACCAUUCGCUUAUGAUGGACCGAUACAAGCCAGAGCAGUCGAACGAGAACGAUGAGGACCGGUGUGGUGAAGGAGUCCACGAAGUAGUUCAGCCAAAAAACGAUAUCCAGUUUAAUUCUCACAUUGAAAUCAGCCUUGAAUCGAAAUCCAAAUUCGAAGCUGAAAAUACAUUGCAAUGUUCUACAAGCCUUGGAUCACCCGAGACAUUUUCAUUGGCUCGACGCUGGAUCCAAGAUUGUGCUGAGCAUCAUCCGGAUUGCGGCUCUCUCUCCACACCCACGUGGUAUCCUACACGCCUUCUCGACUCUGGGCCGUUAGACUCGGAGGAAAAUAUCCUGGUUCGUCUUUGCGAAACUGGCUCUUCUACGUCAAUUACCAAAGGACCAUACAUGACUCUUAGCUACUGUUGGGGCUUAGAAGCUCCCUUCACACUUACAAAGCAGACACAUUCUGCAUUGAUGUCCAGUAUCCUCUUCAGAAACUGCCACAGUGUUUCCGAGAUGCAAUCUGCAUCUGCCGAGGGGUUGGAUGACUGGCAACGGGAAGCCAACCAGAUGCAUCAUAUUUAUUGCAAUUCUCUAUGUACUAUCUCCGCCGCAACGGGUACAGGAAGCUCGUCUCCUAUACUCCGAUUUCGAACAACAGAUACGCUCCGUCAGGACGAAUUGAUAAUCAAUUGGCGAAAUAAAGAUGGCACGACUACCGAAACCACAUAUCAUGUGUAUAGCGACAGGCUUUGGGAGAAGCACGUUGUUCACGCGCCUGUCAAUAGCCGCGCCUGGGUUCUGCAGGAGCGUAUGCUGUCUCCUCGGGUAUUGUACUUCGCAGAAAACCAGACCUUCUGGGACUGCUUCGAGAAGCAAGCAUGUGAGACUUAUCCUCAUGGAUGGGUCGGUCUUAGGAUCUACACCCACGAGGGCAAGAAGUCUUUGCCAUCCAAGGACAACGACGGAAGCAAGCCUAGGAGCCAAACAUCUCUGAGGCAGCUUCACAAGCAAUGGUUCAAGCUUAUGGAGACGUACUCAGAAUGUCGUCUGACGUACCAAACCGACAAGCUGAUUGCAAUUUCAGCCAUUGCGCGCCGAUUCGAGACUUACUUCAACGACGACUACAUGGCAGGUAUGUGGCGACAGUCACUGGAGAACGAUUUGGUCUGGUAUGUUUCAUUCCCAAAGCGUGAGCCGUCACAACCGGCUGUUUACGUUGCUCCUAGCUGGUCAUGGACGUCUACGAAUUCACGUGUGUCUAUGCCUGGCGGGUCUAGGGUAGGAGGAUGGCCUCCAACUAAAAGCGACGAAUGCUUCGCCUCCGUGGAAGAUGUGCAACUUGAUUAUACAUUUAAUGAGAAUCAUCAUGGUUCCCUGCGAGGUGGUCGUCUUCGGCUGAGGGGCAUUCUCCAACGUCUUCAUCUACAGGGUUCUGAGUUUCCCGACGUGAGUGGUCUCAGCCAAAAUGAGAUAAAAUUCAUAUCACAGAAGACGGAUAAGCACGAUGAUAGAGUUUUUAUCAACGACAUACUGCUCGAAACCAACUCGGGCGUUGUCCACUUGGAUCGAGAUCCGAACAGAGGCUUCGAUCAAGAGAACCGCGACGGCGUUCUUUUCUGUAUACUGGUAUACAAGUUUGGGUCAAGUCAUGUGGCGGUACCAUGGAACUUGCUGCUGCUUCAAGUGGUAAAUGCAGAUGAUGGUGUAUUUCGGCGCCUGGGCGUCAUGCAUCUUUCGCGGGGAGAAAACAUGGAGAGAGCGGCUCUGUCAAGACAUGAUGCAGAAGCAAACUUUCCUUGCAUCGAGUAUCGGGAUGGAAGGCAUUCUAUUUGGAUAAUUUGA